Insectozyma verbasci is the source of this 2052-nucleotide messenger RNA. NCBI's taxonomy places the organism in Eukaryota, Fungi, Ascomycota, Pichiomycetes, Serinales, Debaryomycetaceae. The record is from the annotation of a GenBank genome assembly.
AUGUAUCAGCAAUCUCAACAAUCACCACCAAACUUAAAUCAACAACAAAAUCAAAUAAAUCAAAAUAAUCAACAACAUCCACAAUAUCAACAACCUAAAACUAAACAGGAAUUGGAAGAACUUUCCAAAAGACAAUUAGAAAAACGGAAACAAGAACAACGAAAGCAUGAUAGUAAUAAUUCAUUAUUACGAAGUAUGAGCUCAUCUGCUUCUAGUGGUGCUGGUAGUGGUUCUGCUGGUGGUGUUGCUUUUGGUACUAAUAGUGCUAUCACUAUGGAAAGGUUUAAUCAAGUUAGACAGAAAUUAACUGAAGUACAAAGAAAGAUUCAAUUAUUAGAACAAAGCAAAAAGGCAGGUAAUGCAACUCAGGAACAAAUUGUAAUUAUAGAUAAAGAAUUAAUUGAAUAUAGAACAAAAUUUCAACAAUUUCAAAAGAUUGGUAUAUAUAUGAGGAAUCAAUUAGUACAUCAAGCAAAACAACAACAACAACAACAACAACAACAACAACAACAAGGGAAUAAUCAAAAUGGUCAAAUUAAAAAUCAAAAUAUGCAGAAUAAUCAACAAAAUAAUCAACAAUCUCAAAAUCAUAAUAUUCAACAUACUCAAUCUCAACCAACACCUCAACAACAACAAAACUUUACUCCAAAUCAGAAUAAUACUCAAAGUCAACCUCAAUUUUCACCUCAAAUGCAACAGCAAUUUUAUAAUCGAACUAAUAUGAACAAUGGUAAUAAUAAUAUAACGAAUAAGCAAAUAUAUAAUUCAAUGACACCCCAACAACAACAACAAUUUAACAAAUUAACUCCUCAGCAACAACAACAAUUUUUCAAUAGAAAUAUAAAUAACUUGUCAAAUAAUAUGUCAAAUAAUGUCCCAAAUAAUGUUUCAAAUAAUGUUCCAAAUAAUGUACCAAAUAAUGUACCACAACAGUAUAAUAAUCAAAUGUUACAACAACAGCAACAACAAUUUAGAGCUAAUAUGCAAAAACAAUACCAACAACAACCAAUCCCACCAUCUUCGGCUCCUACACCAAUGCAACAAAUGAGACAAACUCCACAAAUGAUGCAAAAACAAAUGCCACAAGGUAUGAAUUCACAAGUUACUACUCCAUUUCAAUCACAACCAACCCCAAGUCAACAACAUGCUCAAAUACCGGUCCAACAACAAAGAAAAGUACCAAGUAGACAAGCAUCAGCCACUCCACAAUUUAAUAAUAAUCAACAACAACAACCACCACCACCACCAAUAAUGAAUAGACAAGGAUCAAUUACAUCACCAUAUAAAUCACAACAAACUCCAAUUUCUCAACAACAAUCAGUUCCACCACAAACUGGAACUGCAAGUGGAACACCUGCUUCAAUUCCACCGCCUCCAGGAAGUGCCAAAUCUGGAUCACCUGGAGUUGAAAAUAAAACUCGAUCUCAACAACAUCAAUUACAACAAAGAAGUAAAUCAUCAAUGGCAUUAAAUUUAGCAGGAAUUACAAAACCAAGUGUACCUUCAAUACCAAUAUCAAGUUCCAUAAAUGUUAAACCUCCAACAAUAACUACAUUUAAUCCAAAUACAAAUCCAAGGCCAACUUUGACUGGAGGUGCAGCAAAUUCUUUAAGUGUUUUAUUAGAUACACCAUCUAUUACAAAAUUACCUACAUUUGAUUUAGAAGGUGGUAAAACAUCAGUUGAAAAUGGAGGUAGAAUAAUGAAUAAACGUAAAUUACAUGAUUUAAUAAAUACAAUUGGAAUAGAUGAAGGAGAUGGUAAAACUACAAUUGAUGGAAAUGUAGAAGAAGUUUUAUUAGAUUUAGCUGAUGAUUUUAUUAAUUCAGUUACUAGUUUUGCUUGUAGAUUAGCCAAACAUAGAAAAGUAGAUUGUAUUGAAGCAAAAGAUGUUCAAUUAAAUCUUGAAAAAAAUUGGAAUAUUAAAAUACCAGGAUAUUCAAUGGAUGAAAUUAGAUCAACAAGAAAAUACCAACCAACUCAACUGUAUAAUCAAAAAGUACAAGGUGUAGAGAUUUCAAAAGCUGUAAAUGAAGAUAUAAAUCCUUUAUAA